This is a messenger RNA of Serinus canaria (Common canary), 2585 nucleotides long. RefSeq names its product neuroglobin (gene NGB). The record is from RefSeq and is a predicted model, not a curated record. Bases 41 to 526 code for a protein of 161 amino acids. Gene Ontology annotation, molecular function: oxygen binding; heme binding. The transcript is spliced from 4 exons. NCBI's taxonomy places the organism in Eukaryota, Metazoa, Chordata, Aves, Passeriformes, Fringillidae.
CUGGCCCCGGGCGGCCAGGGGCAGGGCCCCCGCCCCCGCCAUGGAGAGCGGGAUGCCGCUGUCGGGCGGGCAGCGAGCGCUGAUCCGAGAGAGCUGGCAGCGGGUGAGCGGCAGCCCCGUGCAGCACGGCCUCGUCCUCUUCACCAGGCUGUUUGACUUGGAUCCUGACCUGCUGCCCCUUUUCCAGUACAACUGCAAGCAGUUUGCCAGCCCUCAGGAGUGCCUCUCUGCUCCUGAGUUCCUGGAUCACAUCAGGAAGGUGAUGCUAGUGAUUGAUGUUGCUGUGAGCCACCUGGAGAACUUAUCCUGCCUGGAAGAGUAUCUCUGCAACCUUGGCAAGAAGCACCAGGCAGUUGGUGUGAAGGUGGAGUCUUUCUCGACUGUUGGCGAGUCCUUGCUGUACAUGCUGGAGAAAUGCCUUGGUGCUGCCUUCAGCCCAGAGGUGCAGGAAGCUUGGAGCAAACUCUACAAUGCUGUGGUGAAAGCCAUGCAACGUGGCUGGGAGACCCUCCCAGAAGGGGACUAGAUCAUGCCAGCCAUCCCUAUCCCUGACCAUGCAGCAGUCCUGAGCACAGGGAGUCUCACGCCACACUCACUGCCUCUCCUCACCUCUGUCAUUCUGUGUGCACCAGCCCAUGGCUGCCUCUGCCACUCACAUGUGCUGCAGGGCUCUCAUGUGGUUUCAUCCUGCUUCACCACGAGUGUGUCUCUGCCUUUGCUAAGGGCUGGUGGGGCAUGUCCCUGCAGCAAAGCCUGGCAGUGCCACAGCACAGGUAUGCCACCCUGCCCCAAGUUCCUUCAGGAACACCAACACCCAGGUACCUGCUCUGGGUUUUAGCUUGCUCAUCUUCCCUCCUCUUGCUACCCACCCUAGGUAAGUGACAGCUGGCAUAGGCCUCUUGGGCUUAUUUGCCCAAAAUCCCAUUUGCUGUGCUUUACCUGCCAGGUCUGACACUGUUCAGUCCUCCUGUCUACUGUGCUGCUGUACCUGGUUCAGCUGUGGCAGCGACAGAUUUGGCUCCAUCUAGGUCAAAAGGCAGCAAGAGAUCAAGGCUGGUCACACUGGGUGGCUGUCCUCAAACCUUGCAGAGUGUUUUUUCCCCUCUCCCUUCAUCAAUAUAUCACUACCCAGAUGGUUAAUCCUGGUGCUUUUUUUCUUCCUUGCCUCUGACCUGGAUGGGAUCCUUGGCUUUUCCCUGUGUCAGGUUGGCCACAACCCAGUAGGUUUCCUAGGGAUGGUUCAGGCAAUGGUGUCACAUUAAUCCCAAGGUGAGACUACUUUUGGCAGGAUUGGGCUGCCAGCUGAAAGGCUUUGUGUUGAUUUGGCCAGCUGGUUAGAGCCAUCUGACCUUAGAACCAUCUGAAAUGCAGCAAACAGCAGCAGUAGCAAUGUCUGUUUACUGCUUUGUGUUUAGAAAAAUAAAAUAAAUCCAGGGAAAAAAUGUCUUAAUAAUGAAGGUUGCAAUCAUGUCAUAGCAACAGCUUCCAGAAAUUCUGGCUCUUGGCCAGAGGAAGCAGAGCUGGAAUCUUUCUGCUGAUGCUGUCAGAAUCUGGAGCGCUUCCCAGCUGCUCACAGUGCCCAUCUGCAGAGUUCCUCACUCACAGGAAUGAGGAGACAGCAUCUGCUAGAAGAAAACCCAGAAAAUUGCUGAGAGGCAGCACCUGAGGGCUCUGUGAAGAGCCUGAACUUGAGCACUUUGAGGAAGGAUUCAUCUUUACGGGGAAGUCACUGUGGAACAAACAGAACAAUGUUUCUUGCCACUGUUAGCCCCAGAGAAGGACAUGGAGCAACUUUUCAGUUACAGGCAGCUUUUUUUUUUUUUGCUUCUUCUUCAGGACAGGAGUAGCCUAGUGUUGAGGUCUGAGAUGGUCCUGUUCUGACAACACAUUCCUCCUAUUCUCAGAUAUCCUCCACUCUGGGGCAGGAGAAGGCUGCCUGCUCAAUGUAACUGAGGUCUCCUAGACCCCUGCCAUGGAGGGGAUGAUGGGGCACCCUGUAAGAUGGAUUUCUAGUGCCCUGCCACCAGGCCUGAUGGUAGCCAUGGGCUACCACCAAAAAGCCCCCCAGCUGUGUUUGGGAGGGAAGCUAACAGGGGCUGUGAAGCAGGCAGUGAACAUCCCCAGGUUCUUUGUCCUCCCCAUGAUACCACAUCAUGUUCUGCCUUUGCAGCCCUGCAGUGUGGUGGUGUCCAUCCUGGCCCAUGGCUCUCUCUAUCAGCUGGGUCAGGUGAAGUCCUCCCCAUUCUUGCACCCAGUAGUGAGGGACGGAGGAGCUGGGGUGAAAUACUUGCUUUGAUGGCAUGGUAUGGGGCACAAGGGUUUGGGAAUGUCCUUUUUUGCAACCCUGUAAUGAGGCAUCAGCCUUCAGCAUGAUGGGACACCUCCUGGCUCCAUGUGACAGUAGGCAGCUGUGUGAUGGGUGGGGUGUGGGUGUUACUACCAAAACCAUCCCUGCUCCCUCUAGCUCUCCCAGCUCCUUGACUUCUGCUCUUCUGUGCCACAUUUUAUGUAACUCCCAAGAGAACUAGUCUGUGUGCCUCUUAUACCCAGCUGUACUGUUUAUUAAAAAAUAAUGUCUUCACCUU